Messenger RNA from Chironomus riparius, 1287 nucleotides. The record is from the annotation of a GenBank genome assembly. Lineage: Eukaryota; Metazoa; Arthropoda; Insecta; Diptera; Chironomidae.
GGAAGCUAGUUGUUGAUUAUUGAAGCUCUUUUGUGAAAUGAAGUUGCUUUUUCAUUGUGGAUUGAUUUUUUGUGCUGUAAGUUCAGUUGCAGAAGCUUUUUUUGACAAUAAUGAAGUUUUUGGUAAAAAUAGGCAAUUUAUUGGUGUAAGAGUCAAUGAAAUACUCGAGGCAAAAUAUCCAAAUCUGCAUCUGAUCCUCGUCAAUCCCUACAACAAAUCACAAACAGCAGCAUUCACUCUCCAAAACCUAACAACUAUCUACUCGAAUUCCUGGUUCAAUCCAACUAGAAACACCGUCAUUUAUGCCUUUGGAUUUACUAAAAAUAUUGACGAUUCGCUAAGUCAGACUAUUUUGGAUGCUUAUGUCAAAAGAGGUGGUCACAACAUAAUUGUUAUCGAUUGGUCUGCCUACAAUGGAGUUACUGUAGCUGAUUAUCCAGCUGCUAUUGAGAAUAUGAAAGUUAUUGGUGAACUUGUUGGUGCUAGAAUUGCAAUGACUUUUAGGAAUUUUGCGACACUGAGGUUUCAUUUGGUUGGCCACUCCUUAGGAGCACAUCUAGUUGCCUACAUCAACCGCGGAAUUCCAAAAUCAUUCCUGACUCCACAAAUUCCAAAAAUCAUUGGAUUAGACCCAGCUGGUCCGUACAUGUAUAACUCGUCCUACAAUCAUCAUCCACUAAAUGCUUCAGAUGCUUCAACAGUUCUUGUAAUUCACACUGAUAUGAUUGCAUUUGGUGCACCUGUAAAAUGUGGAACUAUUGACUUCUAUCCCAAUGGAGGUGGGAAAACUGAAGUACAACCUGGAUGUCCACCUUUAGAUUUCGUUGAUCAAUUUGUCGCGACUAAUUUCUGCUCACAUCAAAUGGCAGUUUAUUAUUAUGCAGAAUCUGUGGCAAACAAAGGAACGAAUGCAUUUGCAGCAACUAAAUGUUCAAGUUAUGAUGACUUUGUAGCUGGAAAGUGUCGAUCGAGAAGUCAACAGAUGGGCUACAGUGCAAGGGAAUAUAUGACAGGAGAUUUUUAUUUGCAGACUAAUAAAAUUGCACCAUUUGAUCGUGGAUCCUUAGGUGUGACAUAUUCUAGCAGUACUGCCUGAAUAUUUUGUAAUGUUAACAGUUGUUGUUGUUGAAUAACUUUGACCUUUGACUAAAAAAGUGCCCAAACCUUGGAAACCUUUAAAAUCUUCAUUUGAUCAUAACAACUCAAUUUAUAGUUUUUUAUCAAGUUUGAACUUCUUAUCUGUCACACAAGAGAGAGAAAAAACAUUCAUUUCCAGUUCCAUUAUCA